Aspergillus glaucus CBS 516.65 is the source of this 1360-nucleotide messenger RNA. Its product is annotated as sulfurtransferase. Gene Ontology annotation, cellular component: mitochondrion. The transcript has 2 exons. The record is from RefSeq and is a predicted model, not a curated record. NCBI's taxonomy places the organism in Eukaryota, Fungi, Ascomycota, Eurotiomycetes, Eurotiales, Aspergillaceae. Bases 130 to 1155 code for a protein of 341 amino acids. Gene Ontology annotation, molecular function: thiosulfate-cyanide sulfurtransferase activity. Gene Ontology annotation, biological process: transsulfuration.
CACUGUGCUAAUUAAACGUCUGCCAGGGCUUAAAUCUAUUCGUCGUGGAUGACGCGAUUCUUAGGGUCGAUUGGCGGCAUGUAAAUACUAUAAAUUUACUUGGUUUUCCAUCUUCUAUCCCCACUGACUAUGGCUUUCUCGGCUCUCCGCACUUCUGUCCCUUCGCCAACUCGCUUUGUGCGCUCAACCAUGUCCCAAUCUCUGCGACAACCGGUCCAAUAUCGCCCGGUCUCCUUCUCUUCGUAUCUGGUCACUCCCAAGGAACUCAAUGAAGCUCUUCGGAAGAACCCGGCCACUAGAAUUUCGACGUCGCCGCGCGUUGUCCCUCUCUGCGCCGCCUGGUUCAUGCCCAACGACCCCGAGGGUCGCAAGGGAAUUGACGCUUUCCAGAAGAAUCGCAUUCCCCAGGCGCGCUACUUCGACCUGGAUGGGGUCAAGGAUACCGAGUCGCCGUAUCCGCACAUGCUCCCCACUUGCGAGACCUUUGCGGAGGCGAUGAGCAACUUGGGUAUCCGUCGCGACGACAAUGUCGUAAUCUAUGAUACUGAAGAAUUGGGGCUUUUCAGUGCGCCUCGUGUGGGCUGGACCCUGCGAGUGUUUGGUCAUCCUAAUGUGCAUGUGCUUAACAACUACCGCCUGUGGGUUCGUGAGGGAUACCCGACGGAGACUGGAGAGCCUGUGCCAGUGGAAAAGACCAAGUACCCCGUUCCCAACUAUGACGCGAAACUCGUGAUGCCAUACUCUGAGUUGAAGGAGAUCGCCAAGGAGCAUCGGAAAGAGGGCUCCAGAGAGGCGGAGAUCUUGGAUGCACGGCCCUACGGUCGCUGGGCGGGGAUUGACCCCGAGCCCCGGCCUGAACUGUCAUCUGGACAUAUCCCCGGAUCGAAGAGCUUGCCUUUUCCGGAGUUGCUUGAUCCCGAGAUCAAGACCAUGCGACCCGCAGAUGAACUUCGCAAGGUGUUUGAAGAGCGCGAGAUCGAUGCGUCCAAAACGAUUAUCAGCUCUUGUGGCUCCGGCGUGACUGCUGCCAUUAUUGAGACGGCUUUGCAUGUGUCGGAGUACGGGGAACCGAACCUUCGGAGGGUGUACGAUGGCAGCUGGACUGAGUGGGCACAGCGUGUAAAGCCGGCGGACGGUCUCAUCCGUAAGACUUAGAUACUAUAUCCCUACGACUCACCUCUAUCUUCAUUGUUUCAUGGUAAAGACGGACUGUAUGACAGAAUGCUUGAUGUUCCUUGCGCGCAUUUCUUUUCUGGGUUACUUUGGUAUCCAAGGGCGGAUCUGUUUCGUUACAUAGAAGCGUUCGGCAUCUAGAUAUCCAUGUUUUCGACCACAGUACAGAUGUACAUAGAACGAAGAA